AUGGACAGCACGGGCAAGGAGCGGGAGGCCGUGCAGCUGAUGGCGGAGGCCGAGAAGCGGGUGAAGGGCUCCCACUCCUUCCUGCGGGGGCUCUUCGGGGGCAACACCAGGGUGGAGGAAGCCUGCGAAAUGUACACCAGGGCUGCCAACAUGUUCAAGAUCGCCAAAAACUGGAGCGCCAGUAGCGAGGCCGCAGGAAAUGCGUUUUGUCAGGCGGCCAAGCUGCACAUGCAGCUGCAGAGCAAACACGACUCGGCCACCAGCUUCGUGGACGCCGGGAACGCCUACAAAAAAGCAGACCCGCAAGAGGCCAUCAACUGCUUAAAUGCAGCUAUCGAUAUCUACACCGACAUGGGGCGAUUCACUAUCGCUGCCAAGCACCACAUCACCAUUGCGGAGAUCUACGAGGCCGAGCUGGUAGACAUCGAAAAGGCGAUUGCACACUACGAGCAGGCUGCAGACUACUACAAAGGAGAGGAGUCUAACAGCUCAGCCAACAAGUGUCUGCUGAAGGUGGCUGCCUAUGCCGCGCAGCUGGAGCAGUACCAGAAGGCGAUAGAAAUCUAUGAGCAGGUCGGAACAAACACGAUGGAUAAUCCUUUGCUCAAGUACAGCGCGAAAGAGUAUUUCUUCAAAGCCGCUCUGUGCCACUUCAUCGUGGAUGAGCUGAACGCCAAGCUUGCACUUGAGAAAUACGAAGAAAUGUUCCCUGCGUUCACAGAUUCACGGGAGUGCAAGCUAUUGAAAAAACUGCUGGAAGCCCACGAGGAGCAAAACUGCGAGGCAUACACCGAGGCGGUUAAAGAAUUCGAUUCAAUAUCACGGUUGGAUCAGUGGCUCACAACCAUGUUGCUUCGCAUCAAAAAGUCAAUCCAAGGAGAAGGGGAUGGGGACCUGAAGUGA
This is a messenger RNA of Gavia stellata (red-throated loon), 903 nucleotides long. It is a transcript of the gene NAPB, whose product is annotated as NSF attachment protein beta. NCBI's taxonomy places the organism in Eukaryota, Metazoa, Chordata, Aves, Gaviiformes, Gaviidae. The record is from RefSeq and is a predicted model, not a curated record. The transcript has 12 exons. Gene Ontology annotation, cellular component: terminal bouton; vacuolar membrane; synaptobrevin 2-SNAP-25-syntaxin-1a complex. Bases 1 to 903 code for a protein of 300 amino acids. Gene Ontology annotation, biological process: regulation of synaptic vesicle priming; synaptic transmission, glutamatergic; intracellular protein transport. Gene Ontology annotation, molecular function: syntaxin binding; soluble NSF attachment protein activity.